Messenger RNA from Guillardia theta CCMP2712, 844 nucleotides. RefSeq lists its product as hypothetical. Lineage: Eukaryota; Cryptophyceae; Pyrenomonadales; Geminigeraceae. The record is from RefSeq and is a predicted model, not a curated record. The transcript has 9 exons. The coding region runs from base 70 to 399 and encodes 109 amino acids.
CUGGGAGUCGCGUACAAGAGGGACGAAGCAUCGAAGGGGAUCGACCCUACAGGGAAAUUCACCACGCCAAUGGAUCCCAAGUUCGUGAUCGAACCAGAAGACGUUGAUCCGCACGCGCAUAGCAACAUGGUCAAGACCAGAAAUCAGCUAUGCAGUAUCAUUGCUAUCAAGAUAUCUCACAAGUCAGCUAUCGAGAUUUUGUACUUGCGAGAGACGCUCGAGUUCAUGGGAUACAAGCAACCUACGACGAUAUGCUAUCAAGACAACGCCGCCUUGGAAGCAAUUCAUACAAGCGAGCAAGUUGCUGAUAUAUUCACAAAACCGCUGCCCGCUGAUCAGUUUCUCUACCUAAGAGACCAAUUGUUGAACCUCCCCUUUGGUAAUUUUCAAAAUGAAUAAACUUUUCUCAAACUUGUCUAAGAUCCUUCGAAGGACAAAGACGCAUACGCGAAGUGCUGAGCGCCUCUGGACUGUUCUAGUACCAGGGAGUAGCAUAGUACAAGCGAAACCAUAAGCAUGUGGCACAACUUGAGCAUCCCUACGUGGGUAACCGGCGUGUAGCAAAAUGCUGCAUAGCUGCUCUAAACUUCCAUUGAAGCUAGUUGAUGAUGCGAAAAGCUACAUCAGGGUUUGGAAUUGCUCAAAAAUGCUACACGCAAUUCCUCACGUGCAUCCACAAAAUGCUACGAAGGAAACGUAAAAGCAUGUGGAAACGACGUGUUAUGCUCACUGAAAGGCAUAUGAAUGCAUGUAUGACUUUGGAACCUAUGUCAUUUGCUGAAACGUACUGGGAACUCACCGUCCUGGGCCACAUUUGCAUUUUGGCUUUCUGCCAUUUUCGCAU